Messenger RNA from Mesocestoides corti, 648 nucleotides. The record is from the annotation of a GenBank genome assembly. Lineage: Eukaryota; Metazoa; Platyhelminthes; Cestoda; Cyclophyllidea; Mesocestoididae.
UACGAGCGUUUCGAACGCUACCGUCUGCGUGCAAUGCGCGCCCGCGUGGCCAAUCGUGAAGCCCUCGUGAACAUCUCUCACCCGGCCCUUCCACCAACACAGUCGAUGCCACCGCAACUGAGUCUUCCUUCAAGCCGCACUGCCGGUGCUCUGGAGUUCACCGCAAGCUCGUCUAUGGUGAAAGAUGACGACGACAAUCACAACGAAGAUGUCAACGACAACGAUGACGACGACGAAGCACUCCUGGAUGCUGUGGCCGAACAAACUCAGCGGACCCCAACGGUGAGUCAACAGAACGCCUCGGGUUGCACGGAGCUGGUCUCAGUGGCUGAUUGGUCAGACAAUGCGCUUGGCCUGCAAUCUCUCCGUCUGAACGACACGUCUCACGCAACAAGAAGUGAUCCCAACGUCGCACAACUUGAGCGUGUCUUCGGAGCUGGCUUCAGUGGCCUCACCACCACCCCGAUCGAACCACAAGUGAGUCACCAGCCACUGCGUUCAGCGGCGCAUCCCCAACUGGAGGAGCCACUGCAACCAGAACCGGUCCCCAGUUCCCUUUCAAAGAGUCUGCCACAACAACCAAUCAAAAAGAGGACCCCCUCAGAGGUGCGACGACUGGAGGAAGCCUUGCUGCUCUUCGAUUCGUAG